GAGGAGGAGGGGGCCGCGCCCUUGCCCUGUGGGGUUUGCCAUCGGACCUUCAUCAUUGGACUUCGUCAGGGAGGGAGCGAUCGGCUCUGAGGUAGGGUCAGAAGGGUAUAAAGGGGAGAGUCCAGGACACAGUGUCUCCAAGCACCUUUCAUAAAAGGCAAAACGUAUCCUUGCCGGGCAGUUUGGGAACGAGGAGAAACCCAACCAAACCUAACGGUAACCACUAGCGUUGUGGCUUCUUGGGACCCUCGGGGUGAGGAGCGGCGCCCGCCCGGUCCCGGCACCUGCUAGUCCAUGAGCCUCCCGGGACCUGAGCGCCAGCGCUCAGCGCCGCAGCCCAGCCUCCGAAACUCCGACGGAGAAGACGGCGAGAUCGACGUUCUGGGCGGGGAGGAAGAAGAUGAGCAGCCGGAGGAGGACGAUGAGUCGGAAAGGAGCCGGAAGAGCCCAGAGCAGCUGCGCCGGGGGUCCGCGGCGGCCCCUGGAGACGCCCGGCAGCCGCCGAAGCCCCCCUACUCGUACAUCGCGCUCAUCACCAUGGCCAUUCUGCAGAGCCCGCACAAGCGCCUCACACUCAGUGGCAUCUGCGCCUUCAUCAGCGGCCGCUUCCCCUACUACCGCCGCAAGUUCCCCGCCUGGCAGAACAGCAUCCGACACAACCUCUCGCUCAACGACUGCUUCGUCAAAAUCCCCCGCGAGCCGGGCCACCCGGGCAAGGGCAACUACUGGAGCCUGGACCCUGCCUCCCAGGACAUGUUCGACAACGGCAGCUUCCUCCGCUCCUCCUUCAGCAUCGAGAGUAUCAUGCAGGGCGCCAGCAUAGGGGCCGCGCAGAGCCUGCCUCAGACGCCGUGGGGCUACUGCCACCUGCCUCAGCGCCCGUCGUGUCUGCUGCAUCCCCAGGCCGCUACCCCCUUGCUGCACGUGUCCGCUGCCGCCUCCGCCCGGACGAUUUUGCAGCAGCAGCAGCAGCACUGUGCCAGUUGCUGCGAGCCCAGCAAAAGCACGCUGCUAGGCCGUCACUUGUCCGCGGUCGCGGCCCUGCUGAGGUGCCCGCCGGCGGCCGAGGGCUCUAGGCUGACAGCGUUGACCGCCCCUUCGGGCGGAGAGGCGACCUCGCCAGCACCCACACCCACACCUGCCUGCGACCAGACUCCGGCCGGCGCACCCGGAGCCAGGUGGAAGGGGACUUCCAGCCCCGCCCCGCCCACCCUCCAGGCCGCAGCACCCGAGUCCUGCGCAGCCAAGCUAUGUUCGAUACAACAGAGCUACAAAGAACAAGUUGUAUUCUGUUCUCGGAAAGAAAUCCAGACAGACUAA
Messenger RNA from Fukomys damarensis (Damara mole-rat), 1320 nucleotides. RefSeq names its product forkhead box D4 (gene Foxd4). The coding region runs from base 295 to 1320 and encodes 341 amino acids. Gene Ontology annotation, biological process: cell differentiation; regulation of transcription by RNA polymerase II; anatomical structure morphogenesis. NCBI's taxonomy places the organism in Eukaryota, Metazoa, Chordata, Mammalia, Rodentia, Bathyergidae. Gene Ontology annotation, molecular function: RNA polymerase II cis-regulatory region sequence-specific DNA binding; DNA-binding transcription factor activity, RNA polymerase II-specific. The transcript has 3 exons. The record is from RefSeq and is a predicted model, not a curated record.